This is a messenger RNA of Lutzomyia longipalpis, 2951 nucleotides long. Its product is annotated as zwei Ig domain protein zig-8-like. Gene Ontology annotation, biological process: synapse organization. The transcript is spliced from 2 exons. Gene Ontology annotation, cellular component: neuron projection membrane. The record is from RefSeq and is a predicted model, not a curated record. Bases 118 to 951 code for a protein of 277 amino acids. Lineage: Eukaryota; Metazoa; Arthropoda; Insecta; Diptera; Psychodidae.
AGUCGUACUGCAUUUUUUGGUGGAGCAACAGAGUCCUGACUUCCGCGUGCGUUCCGUGUGCUGUGUGAGCGUGAUGUUGAGUGAAGGGUGUAUGGGUCAAAAUCCGCGAUAGGUGCAAUGCAAAUCAACCCCCCGCCGCAAGGGAUGUUGACCCUUGUGACCGUACUCGUGUUUGUGGCCCUUGGGGAAGGCUCAAUGAUGAGCUUCGAGGACAGUGUUUGGGACUCCCCGCCGUACUUUGACGACUCCACAGUGCGCGAAGUAACCGCGGCGGCGGGAUAUCCGGCAAUGCUCAGGUGCCGCGUGCGCAACAUCGGUGAUCGUGCUGUAUCGUGGAUUCGACGUCGUGAUCUUCACAUCCUCGCCAUUGGCAUCAUGACCUACACCAACGAUCCGCGCUUUCAGGCUGAACACUCUGAAGGCUCCGACGAUUGGACACUCAAAAUUCGCUCAGCUCGUCCCGCGGAUUCUGGGGUUUAUGAGUGUCAGAUUUCCAUUGAUCCCAAAAUCAGCCUUGGGAUUCAUCUCAAUGUUGUUGCCAGUCACGCACGUAUCCUUGGUGGGCGUGAGGUUUUUGUACGACGUGGUAGUGAUGUCAAUCUCACAUGUCUUGUGGAGACCGCUCCAGCACCCAUUGAGCUCCAUUGGGCCCGCAACGGUCGACCGCUGGAUUUCUCACAGCGCGGCGGAAUGAGCAUCCUGUCGGAGCGUCGUGCACGCACCAGCCAGUUGCUCAUGAGUCGUGUCUCACCACGCGACGCUGGCAACUACAGUUGCUACCCAAUGGGAAAUAGUGGUACUGAUGCCGCUUUUGUGCUCGUUCACGUGAUAAAGGAUGAAAAUAGUGCCGCCAUGCAGCACGAAUCGUCAGCAAACUUUCCACAUCACGCUUCCAUACCAAUUGGAUUUGCUGUUGGUAUUUGUUCAGUGCUUGGACUCUUGAUGAGGUGAUAAUUGUAAAAUAAUUAAUUACGAGUGAGUUUUGUCGGUGAGAAGAAAAACUUUUCCUAAUCUCACAAAUUGAAAAACUUUUUACGGAAGGUGUGCGUCUUUUCCUAUCCCCCAUUCAUCCAAGUUAGACUACGUGGUCAUUGAAUGAGAUUCUUCAGACUAUCAUCCAUAUGAAUUAACAUACUGAUUGUUUAGUUUUAUUUUACGAAAAAAAAAAUUGUUUAAAUGAAUUUCUUUAUAUUUUCACAUGUUUUUAUUAUUCUUAUUAUUUACCAGUUUUAGGCUUUUCUUUGUUAGAAAUUAACACAUCCUUGAUAAGCUCGAACCUUGAUAAAAUCGAGAGCUUUGCGUGUUUCUUUGAACUCUAUACAUAAACUUUUAAUCAUACCCAAAAGGGCGGGAACUUAAAAGCUCUAUACUGAAUGUAAAGAUAAAAAAGAAUUUAUAUUUUUUUGAAAUGAGAAGUUUCUUUUGGAAAUGAAUUUUGUUAAAUCAUUCUUUUGAAAUAUUUUUUAAUGAAAGAAAGUUGCCCAAAAUUGUCCAGAUAAAAUGCCUAUAUUUUAAAGUUUUAAAACUAUUGAGUGAAUAUAACCCUGAAUAGAACAAAGGACGUUUUGUACAAUUUAUGGUGGAACAGCUCGUUUUAUACACAAAAAUAUUAUAAAGUCAUUCGACAGUUUUACAUGCAAAAAUCACUUAAUAUUCCAUCAAAAAAACUCUAAAAUUUAUUAAUUUUUUUUGUAUUGAAAAAGAUGGUGUGGAAUAGGUCACGUUUGAUGUAAUAUUUUUUGUAGCAUCCUUGCGUUCUGAUGUGACGCACAGAUUCUAAAUAGAACAGUUUAAUAGGCAAUUUCCUGUCCUACAAUUUUCACUGUACCACACUUGCUCUCUCUCUUAUCUCUAUCUAUCUCUUUCGGGAAUAUGCGCUUUUUUUGAGCUUUUCCGGAGUUCUAUGUAAUCCACCAUUCCACCUCACUUUCCUCUAUUAAUAAAUUGAUUCAGAGUCUGAAAUAGAAGGGAUUAAUUGAAAGGUAAUUCCAUAUAUUUCAGAAUGGUGGGGGAAAUCGCAAUUUAAUCAUAUUUAUUUCUAUAGAAAUGACCCAGGUUUCAUUGAACUGAAUGAAUUCCUAGGGAUGGGAAUAUUUCUGAUUUAUCUAGAUAUUCUAAAAUUUAAAAAAAAGUUAUCUAGAAAUUCUAAAAUCAUUUGCAGUGAAAUAAACCAAAGGGUAUAAUUCACUAUUAGUUCCGGUUUUAUAGUGUUUUAAGCUAAGCCUAAAUUAUUUGAUCUAGACCUUAUGCCUUAGUUUUCUAAAAUCAGGAUUUAGAUUUUUUUUCGGUCGGACUUAAGUUUUUGUAAGUCAGGCUGAUAAGGGGUUAAUGGGGUCAAGGCUGAGUCAAGUUAAAGAUUAAAAACUGACCUAAAAAAGAGUUUGGCCUAAAAAAUUUGAGUUAAGCAUAAAAAAACUAGGCAUUAACCAAAAAAAAAAAACUUAAACCUAUUCUAAAAAACCGAAGUUUAAUUUAAAAAUUUUGGCCUAAUUCAAAAAUUUUGUAGAUUUUAAGUACCUACUUCUCCAUAUAUUGGUGCAUAACGUCCUUUUUUCUGUAUUAUUUCAUUAAUCGUAUCUACACAGCUUUGAAACGUAGAAAUAUUUUUCAGAGUUUAUUCGUUUUGUUAUUUUUCAAUUUUUCUAAUGCACUUUGUGAAGAUUUCUUUGACAAUGAAACAUAACAGAAAGUACCUCGUUAUUAUUGUGUAGUAACCCUUUCACGGAGAAAAUCUUCAACAAUGAGACUGUACAUUUAUGUAGAUGGGUGAGCUCCUCCUAAUUUCUCUUUCCUCUUAUAAACUAACGACAAUGGCAACUUUCUUUUCCCUUCUAAUCUGAUUUCAUUGACUAACCAAGUUGGUGAAUCAGAUAAUGUAAUAUAGUAAAAUGUGUAUAAAAUUGUUUGAUCCCCCAAGAAUAAGAGAAAUAUAAGGAAUAACAAACUGUGAA